AAGAGAAAUGUGAACAGCUUUUAGUUGAUAUGCUGCUGUCUAGAGAUUAAUGGAACGAUGGUUGGUUCAUUAAUGAUUGGACUGAGCAGCAGUGUCUGAAAGUAUUGAGUUUUGCUGGACUGAAAAAGGCAUCUGGUUUUGACAGUUCCUGGACUGUUGCCUCUACAAUGAGUGUCAAUGAGAGAAGAGGAGAGGAAGGUGCUGCUCGGACAAAUAAAGCAGUAUCUCCAAAACCCUGUCUUGAGUCUAUGAAGAGCUUUGAGUCCAUUGGCAGCCCCCCUAACAUUAGUGAUUCCAAAUCCAGCAAUGCCUUUAAAGAAGAGGGUGCUGUUCAGACAUAUAAAGCAGCAUCUCAAAAACAUGGUCUUGUGUCUAUGAAGAGCUUCGAAUCCAUUGGCAGCCCCCCUAAUUUUAGUGAUUCCAGCAAUUCCUUUAAGGAGGACGCUGUUCAGAAACAUAAAGAAGUAUGUCUAGAACCCAGCGUGUCUCUGAAGAGUAACAAAUCUUUUGGAAACCCCCCUAAUAUUAGAGAUGGAGCAGUGACUUCUGACCCCGACAAGCAGAAUAUCAAAGCAGCAGCCCUGCAGAGAGACACAUUACUGGAGGAGACUGAUGGCAUGCAGCAAAAUUCUUUCCAACCAGUGAAUGAUGUCUUGCAGAGAGUCAAAGGCCAAAACAAAACCAGCAUGAAGAAGAAGUAUGAGAGAUUAUUUGAAGGAAUCAAACUAGAAGAGAACCAUACCCUCUUGAAGAUGAUCUACACACAGCUCUACAUCAUAGAGGGAGAGAGUGAAGGAGUGAAUGAAGAACAUGAGGUUUUACAGAUGGAGAAAACACACAGAACACAAGACACUUCCAUCUGCUGCAAUAACAUCUUUAAACCCUUAAAUCAACCAGGACAUGAGGAGAAAGAUGAAAUCAAGACUGUUCUUACUAAAGGCAUCGCUGGAAUUGGAAAAACCGUCUCUGUGCAGAAGUUCAUUCUGGACUGGAGCGAGGGAAAAGCCAAUCGGGAUGUAGAUUUCAUGUUUGUUCUUCCAUUUCGAGAGCUGAACUUGAUUAAAGAUCAUCAGUACAGUCUUCACAGACUUCUACUGGACUUUUAUCCUGAACUUCAAGAUCUGGACCCAAAGAUUUAUGAGGAGUGUAAAGUUGUGUUCAUCUUUGAUGGUCUGGAUGAAAGCAGAAUUACACUGGUGUUUUCAGAUGAUGAGAAAGUUUGUGAUGUGAAUGAGUCUUCAUCAGUGGGUGUGUUGAUGUCAAACCUCAUCAGAGGAGAGCUGCUUCCCUCUGCUCUCAUCUGGAUCUCCUCCAGACCAGCAGCAGCCAAUCAGAUCCCCUCAAAAUACAUCAACCGUGUGACAGAAAUUCAGGGAUUCAAUGAGCCGCAGAAGGAGGAAUAUUUCAGGAAGAGAAUCAGUGAUGAGCAUCAAGCCAGCAGAAUCAUCUCACACAUUAGACGAUCAAAAAGCCACUACACCAUGUGCCACAUACCUGUCUUCUGCUGGAUCUCAGCCACUGUGCUUCAAAACCUCCUGAAACAAGAUGACAGUGCAGAAAUCCCUCAAACUCUGACUGAAAUGUACAUCCACUUCCUGCUGACUCAAAUAAAACAAAAGAAUCAUAAAAAAAAACAUAGAGAUCCAGAGAAACUCCUGAAGUCCAGCAGAGAUAUGAUUGUGAAACUUGCUGAACUGGCUUUCAAACAGCUGAUGAAGGGCAAUGUGAUGUUCUACGAGAAGGACCUGAUUGAGAGCGGGAUAGAUGUCACUGAUGCCUCAGUGUAUUCUGGGAUUUGCACUGAGAUCUUUAAGGAGGAAUCUGUGAUUCAUCAGAGGAAAGUCUACUGCUUCAUUCAUCUGAGCUUUCAGGAGUUUCUAUCUGCUUUAUAUGGAAUUGAGGAAAAGGUUCAACAAAAUCACUAAAAACAACCUGUAACAAAUACUAAGAAAAAAAUUAAAAACAAUGAAAUCUCUCUGUAUGAGCUGCUACAAGCAGCAGUUGAUAAAUCUUUAAACAGUAAAAAUGGACACCUGGAUCUUUUCCUGCGGUUUCUGCUGGGUGUCUCAUUGGAGUCCAAUCAGAGACUCAUUAAGGAUUUAUUGACACACACAGUGAACAGCUCAGAGACAAUCAAGAGAAUCACACAGUACACUAAAGACUCAAUCAAGGGUGAUCAACUUUUCUUAGCUGACAGAUGCAUCAAUCUGUUCCUCUGUCUGCUGGAAAUGAAGGAUCAGACUCUGUACAGAGAGAUUCAGGAGUUUGUAAAAUCAAACACUCGCUCAGUAAAUCAACUCUCGCCAUCUCACUGCUCAACAAUCGCCUACAUGCUUCAGGUAUCAGAGGAGGUACUGGAUGAGUUUGAUCCGAGGAAAUACAACACAUCAGAUGAGGGUAGAAGAAGAUUGAUACCAGCUGUGGUGAACUGCAGAAAAGCUAUACUUGCUUACUGUAAUCUCAGUGAUCAGUGCUGUGAAAGUUUGUCUUCAUGUCUACAAUCAUCAAACUCGCUGAGAGUGCUGGACCUGAGUAACAAUGGCCUGCAGGAUUUAGGAGUGAAGCUCCUGUCCGAUGGACUGAAGAGUUCACACUGUCAACUCAACAUACUGAGGUUGAAAUGUUGCAAUCUUACUGACCAGUGCUGUGGAAGUUUGUCUUCAUCUCUACAAUCAUCAAACUCACUGAGAGAGCUGGACCUGAGUAACAAUGACCUACAGGAUUCAGGAGUGAAGCUGCUCUCUGAUGGACUGAAGAGUUCACACUGUCAACUCAACAUACUGAGAUUAUCUGGCUGUAUGGUGACAGAAGAAGGCUGUUGUUUUCUGGCUUCAGCUCUGAGUUCAAACCCCUCACACCUGAGAGAGCUGGAUCUGAGCUACAAUCACCCAGGACAAUCAUUAGUCAAGCUGCUCUCUGAUCCAAACUACAGACUGGACAAACUCAGUGUGGAUCAUGGAGGAGAGAUCAGGAUUAAACCAGGACUGCAGAAAUAUGCAUGUGAUCUCACUGUGGAUCCAAACACAGCAAACACUCAUCUCACUCUGUCUGAGAGGAACAGAAAGAUGACAUAUGUGAGAGAGAAGCAGCCGUAUCCUGAUCAUCCAGACAGAUUUGAUGAAUGUCUUCAGGUUCUGUGUAGAGAGAGUCUGUUUGGACGCUGUUACUGGGAGGUUAAAUGGAGCAGUGGUCAUAUUUUUAUAUCAAUGGCAUAUAAAAGAAUCAAGAGGAAAGGAACGGAAGACUGUUGGUUUGGACACAAUGAAAUAUCCUGGUGUCUGUACUGUGUAAUGAACAGAUUCAUUGUCAAACACAAUAGUGAGAGCAGAUUGUUAUCUCUCAGUUUAAAAUGCUCUAACAGAGUAGGAGUGUAUCUGGACUGGUCAGCCGGCACUCUGUCCUUCUACAGCAUCUCUGACACACACACAUUCACACACAUACACACAUUCAACACCACAUUCACUGAACCUCUCUAUGCUGGAUUUGGGGUUGAUUAUGAUAGUUCAGUGUCUCUGUGUGAGAUCAGUCAACCUCUUCAGAGAAACUGAGACACAGUUGAGUGAAAAACUAUCUCUCUCUUUAACUCACACAGCUGUAAACUCUUUCUCUUUUCUAAUUUUAAUUUCAGUGUGUGUAUAGAAACACACACUUUGAUUUCAAUCUAAAUGAGACACAUCACAGACUUUUAUUUUUUUGUUCUAAAACUGAUGAAUUUUGAUUUGACAUUUGAGUCUCUGAGUGUCACCUGUUGGAAGAUUUAGUUUCUCGCUCACAAGAAGCAGUAAGCUCAUGCUCUAUUAAAACUCAAUACAAUACUGAAAAGUACUUUCAAAGCAAUUUCAAAGAGAUUUGUGUCCUACAAAUAUAGGCCUUAUCUGUAUAGACUUUAUAUGUGACCCUGGAGCACAAAAGCAGUCUUAAGUCGCUGGGGUAUAUUUCUAGCGAUAGCUAUGGGUCAAAAUGAUUGAUUUUCUUUUAUGUCAAAAAUCAUUAAGAUAUUAGGUAAAAAUCAUGUUGCAUGAAGAUAAUCUGUAAAUGUCCUACUGUAAAUAUAUAAAAACGUAAUUUUUGAUUAGUAAUAUGCAUUGCUAAGAACUUCAUUAGGAUAAAUUUAAAGGCGAUUUUCUCAGUAUUUUGA
Molecule: messenger RNA, 4138 nt
Organism: Cyprinus carpio (common carp)
Lineage: Eukaryota; Metazoa; Chordata; Actinopteri; Cypriniformes; Cyprinidae
Product: NACHT, LRR and PYD domains-containing protein 3-like
Molecular function (GO): protein binding
Source: RefSeq, a predicted model, not a curated record